GGGGUGCCGGUAUGGCGGAGCAGAGGCGACGGCUGGUGCGGCUGGCGGUGCUGGAGGAACUCCGCGCCUCCUACGGGAUUAAGGUGAAGAGCGGGAGCUGCCUGGGGGCGGCGAAGCAGCCGGGAGCGGCGGCCACGGAGGGUAAAAUCUUUGGAAUAUCUUUUCAUGCUUUACCACAAUCACUUGUGCCAGAAUAUGGUUAUAUUCCAAGCUUUCUUGUUGAUACCUGUGAAUAUUUAGAAGAACAUGCUCAUACUGAGGGACUCUUCAGGAAGUCUGGAUCUCUUGUUCGUUUAAAAGCUUUAAAGAGUAAACUGGAUCAAGGUGAAAACUGCCUUUCUGCUGCGCUGCCAUGUGAUGUUGCAGGGCUUCUUAAACAGUUCUUCAGAGAGCUGCCAGAACCCAUCCUUCCACCUCAUUUGCAAGAAGGCCUUUUCAAAGCUCAGCAGCUAGGAAAUGAGAAGAAAACUGCAACUGUGUUACUGUCGUGUUUGAUGGCUGACAGAACUAUUGAAGCUUUGAGAUACUUUUUCAAUUUUCUAAGAACUGUGUCCCUAAGGUCCAAUGAAAACAGAAUGGAUAGCAGUAAUCUGGCAGUGAUUUUUGCUCCUAACCUUUUGCACUUAUAUGAAAAUGAAAAGAUGUCAACCAAUACAGAAAAGAAAAUUCGCUUGCAAGCUGCUGUUGUGCAGACACUUAUUGACCAUGCAGCAGAAAUUGGACAAGUACCAGAAUUUAUCUUGGAAAAGAUCCCUGCGAUGUUAGGUGUUGAUGCCUUUCAAUCUACUCCCUCACUCUGGGGCCCUGAAGACAGUGAAAAUGAAUCUCCCAGUGAAUGCAAAAAGAGGAGGCACCGAAGUGUUGGGGAUAUUGUUAGUGGAGCAUUGAAUAAACUUAAAUCUAACAGAACACCCUCCACUACACCUCAACAAGACAGAUGUGUUUCAGUCCUUUCAUCAGUGACUCCAGUGGUCCUUACUCCAAGUACCAAGCGUAAGCUUCCAACUGAUUGCUCUCAGGGCUUGUCCAGCAAGAAGAGACGAUCUUUUAAGCAUAGUUUUGCUUUUGAGUUAUUACCAAGUAACAUUUUUAGCAGCAACUCAACACCAGCAUCAGUUCAUUUUGAAGCAAGCCCUUGUGAGUCUCUUGAGUCAUCACAAGUCUCACUGUCUCCUGCAACUAUUGGUGAAAUUCAUCUCUCUAGUACAGGGAACAGAAGAAGUAAAAGACAUGCAAGCAAAAAAUUAUACAGGGCUGAAUCAGGAAAGACAGGUUGUUUUUCCCCAAAGAUCAGCCGAAAAGAAAUGGUUCGGAGGUCGUUACGCUUGAAGUUUGGUUUGGGGAAAAGCAACAGAGAAAUGAAUAUUGUAACAGGAUGUGCAGUUGGUAAUAGAUCUGAAAAUAUUGGAAGACGUCUUGCAAGUCAACAAGGCUUGGAAAACAGAACUGAAUGUGUGAGAAGAGAUGUACUCUUCAGCCCAUAUGUCAGUGAGAAAUUCCCUAAGAAAGGUUCAAAGAAUGUGAUAAACUCAGAAGAAAACUUGCUGACUCCAAAACGUCAUGAUAAAGUAGCCUACCGAAUGUCACGGAAUAGUCCUGCUGUUACAGAUUCUCAGGCACCCAGCAGCAAUGAGGGAGUUCUUCCAGGAAACUCUGAAACAGGAACUGGUUCUUCAGAAUCUGUUUUCAUCUUUGGAAAGCCACCAGUUGUUUCAUCUGAAUUCAAAUCCACAACUGUGAGCAAACAAGACAACAACUUCGAACUGCUUUGUGAAGGGGAAAGUAAUUCAGCUGCAGAAACAUUGUUGAAAGUUAAGCAGGCCUUCUCUGCAUCUGGAAGUAAUCUUCACAAUCUGAUAGGUGAUACAAAAUCUUCCUUCUCAGAUGUAGCAGGUGAAACAUUAAAUGAAACUUCAUAUCUGAAAGGGCUCAAUCCAGAGAAAGAACUGUUGGUUGAAGUUUCUGGAAAUCUAACAAAUGCAAAAUCCAUAGAGCUGUCACACCAAUCUAAUCAAUCUCAUGUGACUGAUAAACAGCAAGCAAAAAAAGUUGAAGCUACAUGUUUGGAAAAAAGAAACUUCAAAACUUCUAUUGAGAUUCAACUUCAGGUCCAGAAACCAGAUAUAAAAAAUGUAACAGAACUUCCUGUGUCCCAAGUACAGGCCAGGGAGGACAAGCAGACUGUUGUGAACAGUUCGUCAAAAGGUGACUUAAACAAAUCAGAUUCUUUCGGAAAAAAAGAAGAGUCAACACACAGGCAAACAGGUGAAAACUGUGUGGUAAACUGCUGUAAUUUGGAAGAAGAUACUGUUAAACCUUCUGUGGCAGGACAGCUUCCUGCUUCUCAGUUGCCUAAAUCCCAAAUUGAAGUCAGCAACCGAUUCUUGCAAGCUGAAAAUUCAGAUAAAACUUUAACUAAAACAUCAACUGUUUCUGAUUAUGGAAAGGUUUCUGACCACAUACAAUGGUUCAACAAGCUUUCAUUAAAUGAACAAGCUUCUGCAAGCAAAACCAAAUCACCUCUGAAGUUUCAACGUACCCCGGUUAGGCAGUCUGUAAGAAGGAUGAAUUCCUUACUGGAAGCUAACAGGCGAUCUGUGAGCUCUCAGCUGCUUCAAGCAACUGAUGUUGGUUCACCACUUGUUAAAUCUUUGAGCUAUGAUUCUGCAUUAUUCUCCUGUGCAGAAAAGACCUCAAAGAAUUUCAUGGCUUUGCCACUCAGGAGUGAAAGCAGGUAUGACCAAGCUACUCUAUCUCAUGAGAAGCUGACAUCCAUAUCAUCUUGCAGGCAGCUAAACCCAUCAGACAAGCCUGAUGCUUCUGUCAGAACUGCUGCAGUCAGUGAACUGAAAGCGACGGCUCAUCCGUCCAAGUCUGUUCUAGAAGAUCUGACCAAUCAUGAAACAGCAAAACCCACUUUAAAAGUUAAUGAUAAUACAAGUAUUCCAGGUGCUGUCCCAGAAAAAUCUACAGUCACAAGAAGUGCUUCAGGAAGAGAAAGAGCUCGUUACAGAGGCUCUCCAAAGAAUCCAAUAUCUAAAGUGAAACUGCUACCCACUGCAAAACCAGUAGACUUGUAAGAUCACAUAUGAUGAUAUAGCAAUCAUAUGUAACCAAACCUCAGUGAAAUCUAAAUUUGUAUGACUAUUUUUUAGCUCUAAAUAUUUGUAUUUUUUGAUUUGUUUUUUUAAUCUUAGAAGUCCAUGACUUGUGCAAAUAAUUUGCUUUAUGUUGAGUUUUCCUUCAUUUACCGAAAUUUUUGUAAAUGCUAGUCAGUUCAUCAAAAUGAAUUUGACUUCUAGAACAAAAGUAAUCUGUCUUUACAAAUGAUUGCAUUAGAUCUCCUAUAUUACUAUCUUGGUAUCUAAAAAACAAAAAAACAUGCUGCAUCUCCCUAAAUAAUUUUUGCAGUACUUAGACUAAGUACCAAGUUUUUUAAAAAUUUCAGACAUUCUAAACAAAAUUAACAGACUUGAAAGAAAAUGAUGCUGUGUAUUGAUAGUUAAAUUUAUUUACUUAGUUUUAAAUGUAUUGUAGCACUACUUUGAUAUUUAAGUUGGACCUUAUACCAGCUCUACUUCUUUUGAGACAAUGCUUUUUUAUUUCUAUUGGAGUAAAUUUAGAGCAUAUUUUCCAUGUUGGAUAGGUUAAAAAAAGAUAUUUUUUCAUGUGUGCACACACACUGGAGUAUUAUUAGAACACAGGAAAAACUAAAUGUGCAGUUUAUUCAAUAAGUGAAAAGUCUUAAGCUUAAUCUGGCAAUGUGAUGGGUACCAAGUAUUUUCACUUGUGAGCAGUGAAAUAUUUUGUCUUGAUAUGAGGUGGUCUUAACUUAUUUUUAGAGCAAUAGAAUAGUGUUAACUAGAUGGUGCAGAAGCAGAUCUUAGAUGCUGAUAAUGUUGCAAGAGAUGAAUGUAAGAAGCCAUAGUCUGUUAAAAGUGGAUUUGCACAAGCAAAUGUUUACAUCUUUUGGAAUUAAAACUGUUUGUCUGUCAUCAGUUGUAGUGUUAUUUAAGAGUAAACACUUGAAACUGUUCAUUAGCUUUCUGUAUAUGCAAAUUGCUUCUUGGCAAAAUGUAAGAGCUGAAAGCACUGGAUACUUUUGGUUUUAAUAAAACCAUUGGUUUUGUCCCUU
This is a messenger RNA of Calypte anna (Anna's hummingbird), 4135 nucleotides long. RefSeq names its product neuroendocrine protein 7B2. Gene Ontology annotation, biological process: neuropeptide signaling pathway; regulation of hormone secretion. Lineage: Eukaryota; Metazoa; Chordata; Aves; Apodiformes; Trochilidae. Gene Ontology annotation, molecular function: enzyme regulator activity. The transcript is spliced from 12 exons. The record is from RefSeq and is a predicted model, not a curated record. Gene Ontology annotation, cellular component: secretory granule. Bases 12 to 3080 code for a protein of 1022 amino acids.